GUUCUGUAUUUUUAUUUUGAUAUCAAUCAAAUAAUCUGCAUAUCAUUACCUUGAAUAAUUAUCUAAUAACAAUUAUGGAGACAAAUCUCCAGCACGAAGACUUGUUGAUUAAACUCCGCAGCAAAUUAAACGAGGAGAAAAUAAAAUUAUGGGAACCACCGUACUUGAAUGCCGACAAAACAUUUUCACCAAGCUUACAGGAAUUAGCUAAAAAGUAUGCUGCUGAUCUGGCACUUGAUCCAGAACAUGUUCUUAAUGCGUUGCAUGAGUUGCAACUUCACUCGAUGGACAGAGUUAAGGCCAAUGAUGAAUUUAAAGAGACGGGAAAGGCAACCUUCAGGGUUAAAGUGAUAACACUGAAAGAGAAACCCAAGAUCAUAAAGAUACAGAAGAUGUUGAAUGUACUUGGAACAGAUUUGAUUAAUGCUGUUGCUAAUGAACUCGGAAUACAAGGGUCGAGAUUGAAGCUCAUCUCCAAUGGCCAAAUAGUAAAGCAGAGUUUAAGUCUUCAGGAACAAAAUCUCAAAAAUGGCAACCAGCUGAUGGCUCUGGUUCUAGAUACAACUCCAGAGGAAGUGAAAAAAGAAGACAAAAUGUAUAUAGAGAUGAAAAAAACUAGAGAUGACGCAGCCUUACUCUCGGAGUAUGUACAUGACGUGAAUGAUGAUGACGAUGAAUAUAUAAAGCUUGAAGACCAAUCAGGAAGGACGGUGGAGCUGCCUCCUGAAGAGAGGAAAGCCUUGCUAGUGGGGAUGGCGCUGCACGAACGAGGUCGGGCGGCUAUUAAGCAAAAAGAUUAUUCACUUGCUUUGAUCUUGCUUCUAGAGGCCGAUACGCACUUCAACGAGUGCCGUUCGUCGUUGCUGCAGACCGUGGACAACUGGGGCAUCCUCCAGCUGGACAUCGCGUGGUGCUACGCCGGUCUACGCAGCGUAGGCGCGGCCUCUGAUGCUGCACAUCGCCUGGCCGCCGCCGAGAGAGCGCUCAGCGACAGCUAUGGCAGGGACCAGCACCGCCUGCUGGCGCUUAAGGGCACUACCGCGAACGAACGUGUAUUACUUAUGAGGCUGUACCUGUUACAAGGGAUUGUGGCAUUUCACCAAAACAAAAGAACCGAAGCAAAGUUGCUGCUAGAGAAAGCAGAGAAAGAGUUGAAUGCAUUGAGGGUGGACGAGGAGGCCGUGUGCCGGCUGAUGGAGCUGGGCUGGUCGCGGGCGCAGGCGCGCGUGGGGCUGCGCGGCGCGGCCGGCGACCCGGAGCGCGCGCACCGCCAGCUGCUGCAGCGCGCCGCGCUGCGCCACAAGGCGCGCCAACACGAUCGCAACCUGAGACAGCAGCGUCUGCUUGGUGUCUGCGAGGACGGCUCGCCAGUGUUCGCGGAUUCCGUAAAGGCGUUAGUGGAGAUGGGCUUUGCGCGCAACCGUGCGAUACUGGCGAUACGGCGCUCCAACAACGACGUGGCAGAGGCUGUCAGAUUGCUACAGGAUCAGCCCGAUUUGUUUGGUGACUUGUCAGGGGAAGCGAGCACAACCAGUUCAGAAGGCUCCCCGGUCGAGAUCGACAAGGCGUUGGUGGCAGAGUUGGAGGAAAUGGGCUACAACCUGGAAGAGGCGAAAGCCGCACUCAAACUCUGCAACAACCAGGUGGAUGCUGCAGCAGAACUGCUGCUCUCAGGAAACUUAAGCAGUGGAAACCUGCACUUGGACGAAGAUGCAGGGAACCCCUCAACAAGCACCGGCGAGGCGUCUAAUAAGAAACAGAAGCAAGACCGAGAAAAAAUGAAGUUGGAACGCGAGAUGGCCCUGAACAGGUUGUCGUCCGCCAUCAAAACUGACGAGGACGACUAUCUGGACACCUCACUGCUAGAGGAGGAAGAUUACCUCGCCGAGUAUAAAUCUUUAUUGUAAGAAGAGAUCUCAACCCGCCUUUUUUGUGUAAAGGAAUUGCCAAAGAGUUCCGGAGCUAAAAUUAAGUAAUAUUUUAAUGUCUGUCUUCUGCUUCUGGGAACAAACUUCAUCUCAAAUUUAAGAAGAAUAAUUUUAACAUAAUUAAUAGAAUCAGGCGUUAAUUUGCGGAAAUCCAUUAUAAUCGGGUUGUUAUAAUCUAAUUUGCUUGAUUCCGCGUAAAGAAAGUAAGAAAAUUAUAUGUCCUGCCCAGUUUUAAGACACGUGUCGUAUUUUCGAGAGAGGGAUGGUAGUGCUGAGAUUGACGGCGAUGCGUAUAGUGCGCGCUAUUGAGGGAGGGGUGGGUGGUCUCCUUAAAACUGUGCAGUACACAUCAUUUUCUUUCUUUACGCGGAAUUAAGCAAACUAGAUUAUAACAACCCCAUAAUAAUUUUAAAGACUCAUUAUUGGGGUAAUACUAAUUAAGAACAAAGAAAUAAAAUAGUGAGAAGCAAAUUGGAUGGCUUAAUGCUAUCUCAUUCUACCCUCAAACUGACCUAUAUCCUUUUACGUUUCACUAUAAGAUAUUUAUAAUGGAGAGUGUACUAACAACUUCUAAUUUAAAUAAAAAGCACUUAGCAAUAACAGACAGGUCGGUAGUGCAGUGGCUUAGUGUUUAUCAGCGAUGCAACGUGUUCGAAUCCCGCGCGGUACAAGUGUUCAUAUGGCCUAAAAUAAUUGUUCCUCUAUAUGUUUGUCAGUGUGCAAUUUUAUAUGUAAAAUGCCUCCACGAUACUGGAGAGUGUGGGUUUAUACUCUUCCCCAACACUGAGUAUAUUUACAGCAAAAAUAAGAUUUAUUACUUUUAUGACUAAAUAAUUGAGUUAUAAUAAUAAAAACCCUGUGGUUCCAUUAAGUGUGUUAUCAGUAUUCAAACGGCUCCGUGGCGCAGUGGCUUAGCGAAGAGUUGUCGCACUGGGGGUUGCGGGUUCGAAUCCUGCACGAAACAAGUAUUUGUAUGGCCUACAAAUAAUUGUUCCGGGUCCUCGUGCAAUAUAUGUUUGUAAACUGCUUCCACAAUACAGGAGAAAAUCCUAGUGUGGGGGUAAUGUUUUUUUUAUUAAAGAAAAAAAAGAAAACGUAUAGAAAUAAGUUUACUUCAGAAAACUCGACCAUAAGAAAAUUAAAUUAAAUUUUUAUUUGCAAAUUAUAUGUGGUUUUAUUACCUCUGACUUACACGCGCAUCGAUAAAGCGGAGUCUUUGACAAUACUCUUUCUCCUCGGCCAAUGCAGAGGUAACAAAACCACAUACAAUUUGGCAAUAUUUUUUAUGCCUGAGUUUUCUGAAGUUAUUUCUAUACGUUUGAAUACUGAUUCUAAUAACGCAUUUAAUGGGAGUCACAGGGUUUUUGUUGCAUGUAUGACUCAUCUCGACCUCGACUGAACUUAUGUGCAAUAUUAAAUAUGUCAACUAAAAAAAAAAACAUAUUUAUUGUCCACCAUCAAAUAACUACAUUUUGACAAGGUCCUAAGUUGAGGUGACUUGGCGAUAUUGCCAGGUAUACCCAUACAGUGCCAAGCUUUAGCAGCUAAGAAAAUUAUUUUAUUAGAGGCCGUUAGGUUUUUCUGGCGUUUUUUCAAUGGCCCAUAGACAUUUCGUUGUCGUUGUCACCCCUGAGGACUAAGAUAGAAUGCCUCCUUUCCAGUUAAAAGGGUCUCCACACUCAGCAUAUAAAAUACAGCAGCAUUGAGCUGAAAUUUUACUCUGGUAUUGUAUGAGAGCGUGGUCCUACCACGGUCACAGCAUAUCAUUCAGUUUGUAAUUUGUAUUAAUGGUUUUUAAAAGACCUUUCGCAACUCGUAAUGAUCAUGUUUCGUUCAUUUAUUGUGGUACUGUCACAGCUAUAAAUUUUAUUUACAACAUGGUCGACUUAAUGUUAGGAAUGACAAUCCCCGUACAGAGAAAGCUCAAAAUCUAGUAUUAAAACUAGAUGGCGCUGAUUCAUAUCUUGAAUGUCACUGAAUUAUUUAAAGCCAACAAAAUGCUUAAUUAUAGUGUAUAACAAAAGAUAUGAUUAAAUGUUAUCUAUGGAGCCGUACGAACCAGUACGAUCUUGUAUGACGAUAGUCAGUUCCUUUGUUUCAUACAUCAAUGAUAAAUGAUUUGUACCUAAUAUAGGUGAUUUUAUAAAAUGUAGUUCUCAUGUAAUGAGUUUGUAAUCUAUGUCUAAACGUAUUAUGUCAAAUAAAAAUAUGUAUACAUGA
Molecule: messenger RNA, 4148 nt
Organism: Parnassius mnemosyne (clouded apollo)
Lineage: Eukaryota; Metazoa; Arthropoda; Insecta; Lepidoptera; Papilionidae
Source: the annotation of a GenBank genome assembly